This is a messenger RNA of Owenia fusiformis, 2338 nucleotides long. The record is from the annotation of a GenBank genome assembly. NCBI's taxonomy places the organism in Eukaryota, Metazoa, Annelida, Polychaeta, Sabellida, Oweniidae.
GACGUUCAUUAUUUUACAUUUGAUGGCCUGAAGUACGACUUCCAAGGUGUCUGUAAAUACACACUAGUUGAAGACAUCACUUUUCAAGGUUUCAAAUUUUUCAAGGUAUUUGUGAAAAAUCGUCGUUGGGGACUAUCAGGAACAUCUAUAACACAAUAUGUGGAAGUAAACAUCGUAGGGCAAACCAUAAGACUUGAUGGUCCAGGGUUUAAGAGAGUUCAAGUUGAUGGAAUCCCAGUGGAUCAAAAAAGUCUACCCUAUAAUGAUCCAACCGGCCUUGGAUGGUAUACUGUCAAUGUUGCUGGGAACCUGCUUACUUUCGAGAGUCCUCCAACCGGACUGAAAAUAGAUUUCAUCGUCCAUCCUAGUGACACGCCAACGUAUUCACCUGGUUAUGGCGAUGUCUGGGUGACGUUAGGGCGACAGUGGAUGCUACAAGCACCCCCUGUUGGUCCUAAGGUGGAUGGACUUUGCAAGAAUUAUGAUAAUAAUACUCAAAAUGACUGUACAGAUAAAGCCGGGAAUGAUCUGACAGGGACGCCUGACAAAGGCGUUUUACUUGGUAAAAGUUACAAUGUUUACGACAACGAAGAUCGAAAUUGUGUAAGCAUGAUAAGAGAUCGAAGUGGACCUAAAAUAAUAGAGCCUCCUCCAGCUAUUGUGAGAGAGGCUUCCGAGUUUUGUCGAAGCAUCGUCAGUCAAAACGGAUUUUUCAAGCGUAUUGUGAGUAACCGCCAAAGAAGGGCCACAGGUGAAUUUGAGAAGUGGGAAGCUGACUGUAAGAUGGACCUCAGUGUAAACCCAGAUGCAAAGUGCGACAUUCUCGAAGCAUUUGUCGUUUCAUUCAGAGAUGAUAGUCAGGGAAUCACAGGUUGGCGUGAAGAGUUCAAAUGCGCCAUUCAAUGUGGAAAAAAUGAGCAAUAUCUCUACGAUGGUCCUGGUUGUGAAGAGCAUUGUUUGGAGAGUGAACCGCGCUUUUGUGAAGAGCAUGCGAGACGAGAAGGUUGUUUUUGUAGAACAGGCUAUGUUAGGUGCCAUGGAAAAUGCACUGUUACGGAUAGAGUGGAUUGCACUUGGGGUGCGUGGAGUGAGGAUGGGAUGUGUACCUCAUGUAAUGAGCAAUGUAUCAAGUACUGUAUGAAAUACAGGAAAAAGAAUCCUGCUCAAAAACGUGGAAAAGACUGUAUUGGUGUAACGUUGAUGCAUGUCACUAGGAAAUGCACAGGCGGGAAGUGUGCGAAGAACCCUGAGAGAGGAAAAAGACAAGCCUCGGAAGAACAACAACAGUGUAGGGGAUGGGGUGACGUCCACUAUAUCACAUUUGAUGGCUUGGAGUACAACUUCCAUGGUGUCUGUAAAUACACUCUAUUAGAAGACACAACUAUCCUAAAAUCAUUCAAGGUAUUUGUGAAGAAUCGUCGAUGGGGGCUUACAGGGACAUCUGUAACACAAUACGUGGAAAUUUAUAAUGGAGGCACACAGGAGACUGUCAGACUUGAUGGUCUUGACGGUGUAGGACUUAAAAGAAUUAAAGUUGAUGGACGCCCAGUGGAUCGUAUACCAUUCAAUGGUAGAGACAAUUGGUAUACUGCCAGUAUUGUAGGGAACCGUCUAACAUUCGAUAGUGAUAUCUUCGACAUAAGUAUAGCAUUCACCGUCUCUCCUAGAGAUAAUCAACCAUAUUCUCCAGGCUAUGGUGACGUUAUGGUUACAUUGGGAAGACAGUGGAUGCUGCAAGCGGAUCCAGUUGGUAUUGAUAAAGUUGAUGGUCUUUGCAAGAAUUAUGAUGGUAUUAGGGAAAAUGACUGGAAGGAUAAAAACGGGGCUGACCUGACAAACAAGCCAGACAAAGAAAAAUUACUUGGUACCAGUUACAAGGUCCUUGAUGUACAGGAUCGAAAUUGUGUAGACAUGAUCACACUUAAAGUUAACACUCCUCCACAAUCUAUUAUACACUCUGCCACUGAGUUCUGUCGCGGGAUCGUCAACCCAAACGGAAUUUUCAAACAAAUCGUUCGACCUCGAGAAAGGGGACUUAAAACAUGGGAAGCUAACUGUAGAACGGAUUUUACCGCAGAACCCAAUGCAAAGUGUGACAUUGCUAAAGCGUUUGCCGACAUUCACAGCGAUAAUGGUCGUGAAAACAAGGAAUGGCGAAAGGAAUUGAAGUGCACAAUUCAAUGUGGACAAAAUGAGGUAUAUAUGCAUCAUGGUCCAGGUUGUGAAGAGCAUUGUGAGGAGGAUAAACCACGUUGGUGUGACAAUAAAAGGCGAGAAGGCUGUUUCUGUAAACCAGGGUACGUAAGGUGCAAUGGGAAUGGAACAUGCAUCAUACCAG